CUAGUCCCAGGCAGGGACAGAGGGGCUGCCAUCGCCAAGGAAGCUGACAACGACCCGGAUUCCCACCGGAUCCAGUGGACAUCAAGGACAGCGGAAGCCGGGACACCUGCGCUCACAGGCCCUGCCUACUGCAAGGGAUGGGUCUUCCAUCCAGGUUUAGAAAGGAGGGGUGGAGUCCUGCAUCUGACUUCCAGCUCUAUCCAUGGUGGUGCCCUCGGAGGCCGGGAAAGACCGGACUUAGUGGGAGACCAGCGGGCUGCUUCAGCUAGGCGAAUCUCUACAGACCCUGUCUGUCUCCCGACUUCGCCAGAUUGUGUGUGGACGUGGGGGGUCCAGAAAAGGGGACCCCCUUCUUCUUGGACAUUGGAACUAUGAUCCUCUGGGGGUAACUCAGGAGAGAAACAAUGCAAGCCUUUGACCCUCCAAAUGAGGGUCCCCUCCAAGGCCUGGUUGCUUCCCUAAUUGAGACUUAUGGGGGCCGUCACCCGACCUCUGCCCAGAACACUGCUGGGAAUAUAUAUCCCAGAGGAAGCCCUGCAUUGGACUCUGGUCGCCGACGCCUACAGAACUAUGUCCCUUUUGCCAAGGGCUCUGGCCAGACCCGAGGCCUGUCUCCUCUGAUACUUCGGGAACCAGAGCCAGAGAAGAGGCAUGGAAACCAUUUUGGAGUUGGCCCACCUUACUCUCCCAAACUCAAGGAAGUCACCAAAGCCCAUGAACUAGAAGUGAGACUGCAUACAUUCAGCAUGUUCGGGAUGCCCCGCCUGCCACCGGAGGACCGGAGACACUGGGAGAUAGGAGAGAGAGGUGACAGUGUCCUGACCAUGGAAAAGUCCUGGAAGGAGCUGGUGCCGGGACACAAGGAGAUGAGCCGAGAGCUUUGCCACCAGCAGGAAGCACUGUGGGAGCUCCUGACCACUGAGCUGAUCUACGUGAGAAAGCUCAAGAUCAUGACUGACCUCCUGGCAGCUGGUCUGCUGAAUUUGCAGCGGGUGGGACUGCUGACUGAGGUGUCAGCUGAGACCCUGUUUGGAAAUGUCCCCAACCUGAUUAGAGCCCACCGGAGAUUUUGGGAGGAAGUGAUGCAGCCCAUUCUGGAAGACACUCGUGCCUCAGGCCAACCUUUGGACCCUGUCAGCUUACAAAAUGGCUUCCUGACAUUUGGUCAGCGGUUCCAGCCUUAUGUCCAGUACUGCCUUCGAGUAAAGCAGACCAUGGCUUACGCCCGGGAGCAGCAAGACACGAACCCUCUGUUCCACACCUUCGUGCAGUGGUGCGAGAAACACAAGCGCUCGGGAAGACAGACGCUGGGUGACUUGCUCAUCAAGCCUCACCAGCGCAUCACCAAAUACCCACUGCUGCUGCAGGCUGUGCUCAAGAGAAGCCCGGAGCCCCGAGCCCAAGAGGCCCUGAAUGCCAUGAUCAUAGCCGUGGAGUCCUUCCUGCGACACAUAAAUGGGCAGGUCCGUCAGGGUGAAGAGCAGGAGAGUUUAAUGGCCGUGGCCCAGCGCAUAGGACCCUAUGAGGUGCUAGAGCCCUCCAGCGAGGAGGUGGAGAAGAGCCUGCGUCCGUUCUCCACCCUGGAUCUGAUGACUCCUAUACUAGGGGUUGCCCCUGAGUAUACCAGGCAGCUGCUGCUGGAAGGGCCUGUGCGGGUGAAGGAAGGAAGAGAAGGGAAGAUGGAUGUGUACCUGUUCCUCUUCUCUGACGUGCUUCUGGUAACCAAACCUCAACGAAAGGCGGACAGAGCCAAGGUCAUCCGUCCUCCCCUCAUGCUGGAGAAACUCGUGUGCCGGCCACUACGAGACCCCAACAGCUUCCUGCUGAUCCACCUCACUGAAUUCCAGUGUGUCUCCAGUGCUCUCACUGUGCACUGUCCCAGUUCAACGGAGCGUGCACAGUGGUUGGAGAAGACCCAGCGGGCUCAGACCACUCUGCAGAAGCUGAAGGCUGAGGAGUAUGUUCAACAGAAGAGAGAGCUGCUGGCCCUCUAUCGAGACCAGGGCAGGGAGUCCCCGAGCACCCGGCCCUCCACGCCUUCCCCUUCCCCGGAGUACUCUCAGAGCAGUACGGAGGGGAGGACUCUGGAGUUCACAGUAAUCCCCCGCCUGGUGGUGACUGAAGACACAGAUGAAGACACGCCCUCCGUGCCCGACGAUACCUCAGACUCUGGCUAUGGCACCUUGAUUCCAAGCUCCCCGAUGAACGCUCAUUCUCCCCUGAACAGGCUUCGGUCCAAGGCUCUUCGUAGGGAUCCUCGCCUCACCUUCUCCACCCUGGAACUCAGAGACGUUCCCUUGCGCCCCCAGCCUCCUGACCCCCAAGCUCCCCAGCGACGAAGUGCCCCGGAGUUGCCAGAAGGGAUCCUAAGAGGGGGCAGUCUACCCAGGAGAGCCCCACCAACCUGGUCCGAGGAGGAAGAUGAGACCCUGACACCAGGGAAUGUGGUGGUAGAAACCCUACACCGGGCACAACGUCGGAGUCCGCUCCCUCACUCUCCCACCCAUACAGACUCUGCAGGGGAAAGCCCCUGGGAAUCCUCAGAUGAAGAUGAGAGUCUUCUAUCCCCUGGACUCCGCCCCCGCCCGCUGCGGGCUGAGGACAUGCUCAGGGAGAUCAGGGAAGAGCUGGCUAGCCAAAGGAUCGAGGGAGCCUCGGAACCAGAACCGGAAAAUGGCAAGCCCCGGAGGCUAACACGAGCCCAACUGCAGAGAAUGAGGGGCCCCCACGUCAUACAGCUGGACACGCCCCUGUCUACAUCAGAAGUAUGAGGAAAGCCAAAGCCCUUUGAUCCAUCUCCUAGAGGAAUGGUCUCCCCAAGAGUGCUGGUCACCCCCUCCCCCUGGACUCUACCUCAAGAAUCCACCUCAAACCAUGCCUGAGCCCAGGCAGCACCUCCUGCUCUGAGGACUCUGGAGGUCAAGAACUGAACAUUUUGUCUCACAAACCCCCAAGCCCCACAUAAAAGUGCCCAGAAACAUG
Molecule: messenger RNA, 2982 nt
Organism: Grammomys surdaster
Lineage: Eukaryota; Metazoa; Chordata; Mammalia; Rodentia; Muridae
Gene: Plekhg6
Product: pleckstrin homology and RhoGEF domain containing G6
Exons: 17
Coding region: 405-2771 (788 amino acids)
Molecular function (GO): guanyl-nucleotide exchange factor activity; GTPase activator activity
Source: RefSeq, a predicted model, not a curated record